Durio zibethinus is the source of this 1279-nucleotide messenger RNA. RefSeq names its product fructokinase-2-like. Gene Ontology annotation, biological process: fructose metabolic process. Lineage: Eukaryota; Viridiplantae; Streptophyta; Magnoliopsida; Malvales; Malvaceae. Gene Ontology annotation, cellular component: cytosol. The record is from RefSeq and is a predicted model, not a curated record. Gene Ontology annotation, molecular function: fructokinase activity.
GCCUUGCUGACUCUCCUCUUAUACGUUCUUCUCCUACUCUCUUUUGGAACUAAAAAUUCUUUUUUGUCCGUCUCCUCCAAGCCAUGGCUGUAAACGGUGUCGUUUCAGACAAGAGCGUAAUCGUGAGCUUCGGUGAGAUGCUCAUCGACUUUGUCCCUACUGUCUCCGGCGUUUCUUUAGCAGAGGCUCCUGGCUUCCUCAAAGCUCCCGGUGGAGCCCCAGCCAACGUGGCGAUUGCGGUCUCGAGACUCGGCGGGAAAGCAUCUUUUGUCGGAAAACUCGGUGACGACGAGUUCGGUCGCAUGCUCGCGGAUAUUCUCAAGCAAAACGGAGUCUCUUGCGACGGGAUCUUGUUUGACCAAGGCGCUAGGACUGCUCUUGCCUUCGUGACUCUACGCGCCGAUGGAGAGCGUGAGUUCAUGUUUUAUAGGAAUCCCAGUGCUGAUAUGCUGUUGAAGCCGGAGGAAUUGAAUCUUGAUCUUAUCAGAUCUGCCAAAGUGUUUCACUAUGGAUCGAUAAGUUUGAUCGUGGAGCCAUGCCGAUCAGCUCACUUAAAGGCAAUGGAAGUGGCCAAAGAGUCAGGUGCUUUGCUCUCAUAUGAUCCAAACCUUCGCCUGCCGCUUUGGCCUUCAGCUGAUGAGGCAAGGAAACAGAUACUUUCCAUCUGGGAUAAGGCUGAUAUUGUCAAGGUCAGUGAUGUUGAGCUAGAGUUCCUCACUGGUAGCGACAAAAUCGACGAUGAAUCCGCCAUGAAACUUUGGCGUCCCAACUUUACCCUUCUCUUGGUCACUCUUGGUGACAAGGGUAGCAGAUACUACACCAAGAAUUUCCAUGGGGCGGUCGAUGCUUUCCAUGUCAACACCGUGGAUACAACUGGCGCUGGGGACUCCUUUGUUGGUGCAUUGCUAUGCAAGAUUGUUAACGACCCAACCAUAGUUGAGAAUGAAUCAAAAUUGAGGGAAGUACUGAAAUUUGCUAAUGCAUGUGGGGCCAUCACGACAACCAAAAAGGGAGCAAUCCCUGCCCUUCCAACCGUAGCUGAUGCCCUUGCCUUAAUCAAUGGAGCUUAGGAAACUUCCAUAAUUGCUCAUCCUUUUCUUUCAUUUUAAUUUCUCAUAUUUCGAAGAGGGUUUUGAAAGGUCUCAAUUUUUUCUCCCCUCUUGGUUUUUCUUUCCCUUUUUCGAUCAUAUCCCACAUUUCCCUACUUGCUGCGUGUAAUGACGGAAGACUUUGUGCUUUUAAGGGAUUAGGAAUAAAUUUUUUUUUACGUGUUUGAUAA